Messenger RNA from Phytophthora sojae, 456 nucleotides. RefSeq lists its product as hypothetical. The record is from RefSeq and is a predicted model, not a curated record. The transcript has a single exon. Lineage: Eukaryota; Oomycota; Peronosporomycetes; Peronosporales; Peronosporaceae. The coding region runs from base 1 to 456 and encodes 151 amino acids.
AUGCUUUUACCAUUCGCGGAACAGACAAACAACUUUGCUUCUGCUACGGUUCAGCAGUUCCAGAGCUCCUUCGACAGCUCUCCAUACACGCUUCAGCCCGGGUCGUCGAUUCGCAACUUUAACGUUCGUAUUGGCUCGACUCAGGUGUUCGAUAUCAGUCAUGACUAUGAUUUCCACCACUUUACCAACGAAAUUGCUAAGAUUUCAGCGAUUAACGGAGAUCUAACCCCUGAGCUCGUAAAUGGUCUACUUGACUAUCAGACGUGGUCGCUCACAAACCGCAUGCUUAUUGCCGAUGUCAGUCGCCUGACUGAGCGCGAUGUACCUCAGGCUAUUCAGAUCCAAGGUACGAACGCCGGAUGCCAAGGUGUGAAUAUGCUGACCCUCGUAAUUAGCGAACAGGAACUAACGUUCGAUAGACUAACCGGAGAGGUUCUAGACUUCACUACACCGUAA